AAUCUCAAUUAUCUCAGUUGAAUGGGGGUUUGGCUCUAGCUAAUAUAUUAGUCAAUAAUCUUAGAAUAAAUUCUCUAAUAAUUCAACCUGAAGAUCAUGAAAUGGUGGAUGACGUGGAUGAAAAUAACUCACAAAUACAAUUUCAACCCAAUAAAAAAAAAUGUGUUGCCAGUUCUGUGGAAAAUCAGCACAAUAUGUGUCCCAAAUGUCUGUCAGCUAACGUUUUGGAGAAGGAAGGAUAUUAUAUUACACCUAAGAUUUCUAUCCAUGGGGCACCUAAAAAGAAAAGGAAGAUCCAAGAAAAAGAAGAUACUUAUCAAGGCAAGCCUAGGAGCAUGAAACUGCAAACCAUCAUUCAAGAGUUAUCCACUGUUUCAAUUCCAGAUGAACCAUCAAUCAACACACUUUCCAAAAAUUCCAAUAUGGAAGAAGUAUCUAAUCAAUCCCAUAAAUUGUAUUCUGAUAUUGACAGCAUUGAUGGCUCAUGGACUAAACGAUUUCUACAAGAGGCUAAAGAGUUGGAUCCAGACUCAAAUAGUAUUAUAGAAAAGAAUGUGAUCAUUGGGAGACUACAGCUUCAAGUUCAAAGUACCUAUGAUAAGGAAACCCUUCUUACAUUUGAUGAGUCUGGCAAAUUCUAUGGAAAUCAACUGUGUUCACCUUACAAAGAUCAGAAUACAAAUUCAACAUACUUAUGUGAUAAACAUGCUCUUGAUGCUACUUUUGAUUCAAAUUUAAUUUCUCUUGAGGGGCGAAGAAGAUCAAGACUCAGCAAAGAUGUAAGCACAGAAUAUGAUUCAGAAUCAGAAGAAAGUGAUGAAGAAGUGAUUGAUGAAGUACAAAGUAAUGAAGAAAUCAAGACAUCAGAGAUGAAAAAUUUUUCGGGAGGGGCCAUCUCAGAAAUUUUACCUAUCUGUGGGGGUGAAGUAGUGUCGAUUGUGGCAGAUACAAUUGCAAUAAUCGUUCAAAAACUCCCAUUGGUUAGUCUUAGUAUAGCUUUAUGCAUUAAUCAUAUUUGGAAUAAGGAACUUAAAGAACAAUGUUGGGAAGAAGAGAGUAGGCGAUUUAGUGACUGCAUGGAUACUGAUGACUAUGAAAAACCCAACAACAAAAUGAGAUUUUUAGAUGAGAAAUGUAAUGAAUUCUUCUAUAAACUAGUAGAAGUAGAAAGAUGUAUGUUAAGAAAUAAAUUAAUCAGAAGAAGAGAAAGAGGCAAUGUAUUAAAUUGUAUCAAUCAUGUUAAUAAUAAGAGUGGGUGGUUGCAUCCCUGGUCGGAAUAUGAAAUAGAAGAAAUGAUUAAUCCUAUAGAUUAUGAACUUAAUAUACUUUUUGAUGAGACAGAGAUUUGA
This is a messenger RNA of Entrophospora candida, 1349 nucleotides long. The record is from the annotation of a GenBank genome assembly. NCBI's taxonomy places the organism in Eukaryota, Fungi, Glomeromycota, Glomeromycetes, Entrophosporales, Entrophosporaceae.